Molecule: messenger RNA, 1212 nt
Organism: Pygocentrus nattereri (red-bellied piranha)
Lineage: Eukaryota; Metazoa; Chordata; Actinopteri; Characiformes; Serrasalmidae
Exons: 3
Coding region: 174-482 (102 amino acids)
Biological process (GO): SNARE complex assembly; vesicle-mediated transport; vesicle fusion
Cellular component (GO): SNARE complex; plasma membrane
Molecular function (GO): syntaxin binding; SNAP receptor activity
Source: RefSeq, a predicted model, not a curated record
CUGAAACCUUUCUGCCUGUUUAUUCAGGCGCAUGUUGUAGCUCGCAGAAGCCUCGAGAAACACUGUACACUGUAUGUUUUGAGCAAUGAUAGAGACUUUGGUGUGAAACGGGCUUCGGAUUUAGCGACCUGCUGAGAACUUAAGGCUUGAAUAGGAACCUGUAAAGUAUCAACAUGGCUGACAACAGUACACAACCUCAAGCUCCCAGUAAGCUCAAUCAAGUGCAGGAGCAGGUUAAUGACGUCAAAGUUAUCCUCAAAGACAACAUUAACAAAGUGCUGGAAAGAGGAGAGAGAUUAGAUGACCUGAUUGGAAAAACAGAUGACCUGCAAGCAAGUGCUGACUCAUUUCAAAGGACCUCCACGAGAGUUUCCAGAAAGUUUUGGUGGAAGAAUAUGAAAAUGAUGAUUAUAAUCGGAGUGAUAGUGCUCAUCAUUGUUGUGCUGAUCAUUCUUUUGGCAACAGGAGUCAUUCCCACAUAAUGUUCUCAGUAUCUUCCUGUUUCCUUAUGAAGUGUAAACAUGUGAAGCAGACCCUAACCUGUCUUAAAUGUUGUUUGUUUUAAAUAGGUUUUAAUUUUGUAUUAGUUUUGUUUUGACAUUUUCAUUUCUUUUAGCAGAUAGUAAAAUGCUUGUAAAUAUUAAUGCAAAUGAAUAUAUAUAUAUAUAUGAGACAAAUGAGACAUUUGUAUAUCCACUCCAGCUGAAAGGCUUUAGUCUGAGACUAAGCACUGUGAGUUUAUAUAUGUGUGUGUAUAUAUAUAUACUUAUACAUUUAUCUUAGAGAUAAAUCACAAAUCAAUGUUUCCUUCUUAAGGUCCAUCAAACACUUCAAACUGAUGAAUGUUAAAGUUAAUUGUUACCUAUAUCCUCCUCCAGACCUUUGAAACCUUUACAGCCGUGAUUUAUUUUUGCAAAUGACUGAUUAACUCCGAGUCAGUCAAUAUGACGGGAAAAGUAGGGAAGUAUUUGAUUAUAUUUUUAUUUGUUUUACACAAUGUACGUUGUGUUGAUGUUGAAUUUAGAAUAUGAAACCUUUUUUUCUGUACUGUACCCUUUAUUGGACAUUACCACAAAAUGACGUACACUUUAACCAGACCGAUGUUCAACCCAGGAAGUACUGACUGGCAUGUAAAUACUGUUUAUUGUGUAAGAUAACAAGAUUGCUUGUAAUAAAAUGAGACUCUGGAAUGCUCACAAGGAAGAAACCUGA